AUGGUGACUUGUCCAAGAUCACAAAGAAAAGCCAGUCCCAUAAUACCUGAAAACCAAACAAAAUUCACAGAAUUUAUACUCCUGCUAUUUUCUGAGAAACCAGAACAGCAGGAGUCUCUCUUUGGGCUGUUUUUGGCCAUUUACUUGGUCACAGUGGUUGGAAACUUGUUCAUAAUGUUGACCAUUGGCUCUGACUCUCAACUCCACACUCCAAUGUACUUUUUCCUUUCUAACUUAUCCUUUGUAGAUCUCUGCUUGGUAUCUACCACAGUCCCCAAUAUGUUGGUGAGCAUCUUAAGAGAAAACAAGGCUAUCCCCUAUACUGACUGUCUUACCCAGAUGUACUUCUUUAUGGUUUUUGUUUCUUUGGAUAAUUUCCUCCUCACUGCAAUGGCCUAUGACCGUUUUGUGGCUAUCUGUCAUCCUCUACGCUAUACAGCCAUCAUGAACCCUAGACUGUGUGGCCUGCUGGUGCUGCUUUCCUGGCUCUCUGUUGUUUCCUUGUUCUAUGGUACAGCAUUCGGAGUGUAUUGGAGCUCCUCAGUUACCCACUCUUCCUGGAAGAGGACAGUUGCCUCAGCAAUGUAUUCUGUGGUCACACCCACAUUGAACCCUUUCAUUUAUACACUAAGGAAUAAAGACAUAAAAGAUGCCCUCAGGAAAGACCAGAUACGGGCUAUUGCAGACCAGGAGGAAGUCUAUGCCUCCAGAGAUAUUGGCCCAAGUUCCUAG
Messenger RNA from Antechinus flavipes (yellow-footed antechinus), 732 nucleotides. RefSeq names its product olfactory receptor 7D2-like. The transcript is spliced from 4 exons. The record is from RefSeq and is a predicted model, not a curated record. Gene Ontology annotation, cellular component: membrane. The coding region runs from base 1 to 732 and encodes 243 amino acids. Gene Ontology annotation, biological process: G protein-coupled receptor signaling pathway. Gene Ontology annotation, molecular function: olfactory receptor activity; G protein-coupled receptor activity. Lineage: Eukaryota; Metazoa; Chordata; Mammalia; Dasyuromorphia; Dasyuridae.